Messenger RNA from Wickerhamiella sorbophila, 546 nucleotides. RefSeq names its product NADH-ubiquinone oxidoreductase 20 subunit. The record is from RefSeq and is a predicted model, not a curated record. The transcript has a single exon. Bases 1 to 546 code for a protein of 181 amino acids. Lineage: Eukaryota; Fungi; Ascomycota; Dipodascomycetes; Dipodascales; Trichomonascaceae.
AUGACCAGCCAAGGCAACGUUGUGCUCCACAACGCUGAAUACGAGAUCAUCGACCAGGACCCUCACUUUUCGCGAGUCGUCAAGUACUUCCGCGGGUCGGACUACCUCAAGAUUGCCGCGUUUGCCGCUUCGGGCCCCCUCUUCCUUGCUGCACUCAGUGGUUUUUCAUCGGGCGGUAAAAAGUUCCAUGUUUCGCCCCGCAUGUUCCGUUGGUCCACAGGACUCGGUCUGACGGCUGGAUUUUUGAACCAGUACGGCGUUUCGUCGCUGCGGUUCCAGGGCAUCAACGAGAACGCCCGUGAAGUCGCUUUGGACCGCUACGAGAUCAAGUCUCGGCUGGCCCGCGGUGAGGCUCCCUACGGCGAAAGCCGCAUGCCCGAAUGGAUCCAGAACACUGCUGCUCGCAAUUCUACUUAUUCCUUCCUCAACAUCUCCGUCAUUCCUUGGUUCAACCUCGUCAACCACAACCACCAUGGCGUGUCGCUGGACCGCUACUACGAGACCCGUCCUGGUGAAGAGAAGUGGGGUUUUGAUUUGAAAAAAUAG